AUGCCAUUCUACCUGUCCAUUUUCCUAUCUGGCAAUUCCGUCUCCUUAAUGCCUGUGGAGGAAGCAGCAGCAUUGACCAAAGUGAUAUAUAAACCCCUUGUCUGCGAUUGCAAUAUUUAUGUCGAUGGCAUUCAUAUGGAAUUGUCUCUAUGGGACACCGCCGGACAGGAAGAAUUCGAUCGUCUCCGUGCGCUAUCAUACGACGACACACAAGUCAUAAUGUUAUGUUUUAGCGUUGAUAGCAAAGACUCCCUGGAGAACGUCGAAUCAAAAUGGAUGGCUGAAAUUGCGGAACAUUGCGCUGGCGCCAAAAUUGUCCUGGUCGCAUUGAAAUGCGACUUGAGAGAGGAGGUGGACGAAAAGGAGGACGAGAAUGCGGAAUCACAACCUCAGGAGAAACCAAUCGUCAAAUACGAUAGGGGACUGGAGGUUGCAAAGAGAAUUGGUGCCUUGAGAUAUUUAGAAUGCUCCGCCAUGCGAAAUCGCGGUGUCAACGAAGCCUUCACGGAGGCUGCCAGAGUGGCAUUGACUGUUAAACCUUCGAGUCGUCCGAUAACGCUGGGAAAUGCAUUAUCUUGUGAUGCAUGUGCUUCGACAAAAAGCGAGGUCUCAGACACUUAA
Molecule: messenger RNA, 621 nt
Organism: Histoplasma mississippiense
Lineage: Eukaryota; Fungi; Ascomycota; Eurotiomycetes; Onygenales; Ajellomycetaceae
Product: protein Rho3
Exons: 4
Coding region: 1-621 (206 amino acids)
Biological process (GO): small GTPase-mediated signal transduction
Molecular function (GO): GTPase activity; GTP binding
Source: RefSeq, a predicted model, not a curated record